GGCAGGGAUGCUAAUGAUCAAUACUUCCCUUUGGCAUUUGGUGUGGUUGAAAAUGAAACAAAGGAGAGUUGGAGAUGGUUUAUACAACUACUAAUGGAGGACAUUGGUCAGGAUAGAAGAUAUGUAUUUAUCUCUGAUCAACAGAAGGUAUGUAUUUAACUCUAUCUUUCUGUUGCAAAUUAUUCUAUUCUCUAAAUGUUGGAAAAAUUUCUAUUUUGUAUCAGGGACUUGUGGCUGUAUUUGAAGAAUUGUCUGAUACUAUUGAGCAUAGAUUAUGUCUUAGGCACUUGUAUGCUAAUUUCAAGAAAAGGUUUGGUGGAGGAGCCCUUAUUAGAGAUUUAAUGAUGGGAGCUGCUAAAGCCACAUACUAUCAGGCAUGGGUCCAAAAGAUGAAUGAAUUGAAGAAUGCAGAUCCCAAUGCUUGGACUUGGUUGAUGGCUGUUCCUACCAAAAGCUGGUGUAAGCAUGCCUUUUCUUUUUACCCUAAAUGUGAUACAUUGAUGAAUAAUAUCUCAGAGUCUUUUAAUGCUACCAUUCUAGCUGCUAGGGACAAACCUAUACUCACAAUGUGUGAGUGGAUAAGAAAAUAUCUGAUGAAUAGGUUAUCCACCUCUGCAAGUAAACUAGAAAAUUGGCCACAUAAGGUGAUGCCAAUACCUAGGAGAAGGUUAGAUAAUGAGGUGUUCAGGAGUGGUCAUUGGUUGCCAACAUGGUCAAUUGCUGAGACUUUUCAGGUUACACAUAGUUACAACACACAUGAAUUUAUUGUUGACAUUGCUAAAAGGUCAUGUAGUUGUAAUUUUUGGGAAUUAGUAGGAAUUCCAUGUAGGCAUGCUGUAGCUGCUCUGAGUUAUAGAAAGCAAAACCCUGAUGAAUUUGUUGAUGCUUGUUACACAAGAGAAAAGUUUGCACUAUGUUAUGGAUUUUCAGUAAGUCCAAUCAAUGGUCAAGAUAUGUGGCCAGAAGUUGAGAUGGAACCACCUCUACCACCUGCAUAUAAAAAUGGUCCUGGUAGACCUAAGAAGAUUAGGAUAAGAGAAAGUGGAGAGGAUGGUGCAAGGAAGAGAAGAUCUGGUGUUGCAUAUAAGUGCACCAAAUGUGAUAAUUUUGGUCACAAUGCUAUGACUUGUAAGGCUACCACUCAGGAUCCCAAUGCACUUAAAAGAAAGAGAAAACCUAAAAAAGGACAUGUGCCAACUGCAACUGAUAUGCCAACUGCAAAUGAUAUGCCAACUGCAUCUGAUAUGCCUGCCCCAACUGCAACUGAUAUGACUGUUCCAACAAAUGUGCCUGUUCCAACUGAUCCACAGCCUCCAACUGAUAUGCCUGUUCCAACUAUUAUGAGUCAAACAGGAUCUAGUGUGGCUGCCUCAAUCACAAAACAAUCCAGAAAAAGGGUUGAAAAAAAACCUAUCAUCAAAAGAAGGCAAAGUGAGAGGAUCAAGUUGAGUUGGUUUAAAAGACCCAUAACAGGUGAAGGAAUAUCUAGUGACAAACCAAUUACCCUACCAGAAAAUGAAGACAUACCCACUUCAAAAUGAGGGACUGAUUAUUAUGUUUCUGCUAUGUAUUUUGUAAUCCUUUUGGAAAA
Molecule: messenger RNA, 1591 nt
Organism: Lathyrus oleraceus (garden pea)
Lineage: Eukaryota; Viridiplantae; Streptophyta; Magnoliopsida; Fabales; Fabaceae
Exons: 2
Coding region: 150-1541 (463 amino acids)
Molecular function (GO): zinc ion binding
Source: RefSeq, a predicted model, not a curated record